AGAAGUAUAUUACAAAAAGUCGAAGCUUAACCUAGUGCGUCACAUAAAACGUUAUCUAGUGUUUUAGUGCAGUGUAUUGUAUGAAAAACUUAAAACUAAUUACAACUUAACUCAAAGCUAAUUAACAGUGACCUAAAUCUACCCUAAACAUAAAAAUAUAAACAUUAAUCAUUAAACAUUAUUUGAAACUAAGUGCUGAAGUGAUACCAAAGUGCGCAUAUUACUCUGUUUACCCCAGUGUCGAUACAUGGUGUUAGUAAACCAUAGGACUCCCAUCUAACCAUAGCCGCACGCAAAGUUGUGAACAGCGCCAUCUUUUGAUACUCAAAAGAAUUGGUAUCGAUUGCUCCUGCAUUUCGACACAGUCAUGCCUGCAUCUAAGUGUGGUGGUUGCAAGAAAUAUAUGACGUCGAUAGAUGCCGCUACAUGCAUCAAAUGCAAUCGCAUACACCAUCGAGCUUGCGUUAGUCUGCCUGCAACGGGUUGUAUUCCAACGAACUGGUGUUGUCCGGAAUGCCAGAAAAACCAGGUUAGGGACAAUAAGGCGGAGACACCCGUAAGAGGAAUGGCAAAUUCUGUCCUUCCAAGGGAGCAGCUCUCUAAGGAGCUGGUGGAUACCAGCCCGUUUAAUUGUACUGCGCUGGACGAAACUACAACUUUCUCCCCGGAUUUGGCUGCUGAACUUCGGGUGUUCAAGGAGGAACUUCGUGCAGAGUUUCGCCUCAUGCACAAAGAAUUUCUUGAAUUUCUUCAAUUGCGGACAGAAGUGGCGCAGCUAAAAGACGCCCUAAAUAACUCUGGCGAGCGUAUGGACGUGAUCGAGGCGCGAGUUGAAGCUCUCGAGCUGAAGUUCGAGCAGAAAAUCCUGCCGACCAACAGCGAUUACGUCGACAACACUAUCGCUGAAUUGAAGUGCCAGCUUAACGAGCGUGAUCAAGAACUGUUGCUCAACGACAUUGAGAUCACAGGAAUCCCCGAGAGUAAGGAAGAAAGCACCCUCCACCUCGUGAACGUUCUCGCAGUAAAGCUCGGCAUUACACUAGACGAGAGGGACGUCGUCCAUGCCGAACGGGUUGGAGCUACGCACCGCAACCGUGUUGUUGCCUUGGAUGGCAGUAUUGCUGCUGACCCCGCUGCGCAACGGCCGCGGAGUAUAUCGGUGCGCCUGGCGAGGCGCGCGACCCGCGACGCGCUACUGCGCGCGGCCCGAGUGCGUCGUGGCUUGAGUACGGAUGCACUCGAUAUGCCUGGCCCGCCGCAUCGUGUUUACGUCAACGAGCGUCUCACGCGCACCAAUCGCCGGUUAUUUUAUCGCGCCCGCCAGGCAGCGAGUCUGCAUGGCUGGAAGUAUGUGUGGACAAGGGAGGGUAAAAUAUUGUGUCGCAAGGACGAUCGUUUAAAAGUAGAAGUUAUUAGACAUGAAGACGAUGUUACCAAAAUUUUUGGCUAAAGAUCUGUUUGAGGCUUAAGUUGUGCAUAAUUGUUGUUGUUGUGCGUAUGAUU
This is a messenger RNA of Helicoverpa zea (corn earworm), 1503 nucleotides long. RefSeq lists its product as uncharacterized. The record is from RefSeq and is a predicted model, not a curated record. NCBI's taxonomy places the organism in Eukaryota, Metazoa, Arthropoda, Insecta, Lepidoptera, Noctuidae. The coding region runs from base 368 to 1450 and encodes 360 amino acids. The transcript is spliced from 2 exons.